AUGGCUACCGUUGCGGUCGGCACUCCGUUAGCGGAGGCAUUAAGCAACGCUAUUCAACCAAAACUCGUCGAGAUGGGCUGGAGCUCCGACAGCAGCGAUUCCGCCUUGACAGAGUAUGUUAUCUUAAUGCUCGUCAACGGCAAGACACAGGAUCAAAUCGCGAGCGAGCUUUCAAACGAUCUUCUUGGACUCGGCGAAGGCGACACACAAGCACUGGACUUCUCGAGGUGGCUCUUCGAGCAAGUCGACACUUUCAACCAGCAGAUCAACGGUCAAAGCGCCCCGGCGUCGACUGACAACGCCCAGGCGAUUCCCUCGUUUAACGACCAAGAGACGACAACGCCUCAGCUGCAGGGCUAUGAGGACGGUUCUCAGUCGUUUGAUAUGAGCAUGGGCGACGCAGGAUUUUCGGAGGAUGGAAUACCUACUGGACCGAAGUCUAUGCGCAACGGCCGUCAAGGCAGCCAAAGCGGACGGGGGAGGAUGCUUAAUCAGAUCAACCGGAACCUAGAACGCGGCGAUGUUGGUUUGCAUCGUAUCCGCGACCAGACUGGUGUCGGCCGAAUAAACACCCACGGCGGGCGCGGCGGGACCAGGGGUGGGCGCUUCAACCAGAUCGGUAACGGAAGAGUGUUUGGCGGACGCGGUGGCAUGGCAAUGGGGAACAACCAGAUGGUCGGUGCCGCGGGGAACCUAAUGAACAUGAACCCGAACGAUCAGAUGCAUCUCAUGUCUCUUCUGGAAGAACAAGCGAGGAUGAUGGCGCAAUUCAUGCCCGGCUUUGUUUCGCCAGCAAUAAACCCAGCUUUCCAGCAGUCCGGCCAACAACGCUCGUUAUCCGACCGAGUCGAACGACCAAGGGGCGGCCGUCAGCAGGGCGCAUUUGGCAAACGAACGCAGCAUGAAGGCUCGAAAAAUGAAGACACUGAUAUGGAUAUGGGGCCCGAUCAGGCGACGCAAAAUGGUGGACAGGAUGGAAAUAGUACAGAUAACGUUUGCCACUUCAACCUUCGUUGUACGCGGAAAGACUGCCCCUUUGCCCAUCAGUCCCCCGCUGCCCCCGAAGGUACUCCGGUCGAUGUUUCGGACCCAUGCUCUUACGGCGCAGCUUGCAAGAACCGGAAGUGUACCGGGCGACAUCCCUCGCCAGCUGUGAAAUCAGCUCACCAGGCAGAAGAACUUUGCAGGUUCUUCCCCAACUGUACGAAUCCUCACUGUCACUUCAAGCAUCCUUCUAUGCCCCUAUGCCGCAAUGGUGCAGAUUGCACCACGUCGGACUGCAAGUUCACACAUCUUCAAACUGCCUGCAAGUUUAAUCCUUGUCUCAACCCCACUUGCCCUUACAAGCACGCCGAGGGCCAGAGAGGUGCUUUCGCGGAUAAAGUGUGGACUGCAGACUCCGCCCAAGGCAAGGCACGCGUUAGCGAGCGCAAGUUUGUCAACGACGAGGAAGCACCCGAGGAGCUCAUCAAGCCAGAAGCUGGGGCAGACGCUUCUUCACAGGAGAUUGUGACGUCAUUGAACUUGCUCCGAAACGGCCAACGACGCGAUCUGCACGCGCUCCCGAAAAGAUGGAAUGUGGGCGUCAUAGGCGGCGGUAUCACUGGUCUAACAGCCGCCUACAGACUGAGCAGAAAUCCACGUUGCUCUAAGGUUACAAUAUAUGAAAAGGGGCCUUGUAUGGGCGGCUGGAUCCAGUCGGAGAAAAUCAGCGUGGACGGAGGGAACAUCGUUUUUGAGUAUGGACCGCGCACAUUGCGAGUUAGCACCAUUGCCGCAUUUUCACUUUUGGACCUGAUAUGCGACUUGGGCCUGGAAGACGAAAUGCUCCUCACAUCAAAGUCAUCUCCAGCCAGCCAGAACCGUUACAUUUACUAUCCCGAUCACCUCGUUCGUAUGCCAGCGCUGCAGAAAGGGGUCAGUACAAUAUCCCAGCUUUGGAAAAUACUGGAUAGUCUGUUGGAGGAGCCUGUUUUUAAGGAUGUGCUAGACAGUCUUCUGAAGGAACCCUUCGUCUCGACUGGCAAUCUAGUGCACAGAAACAAGAUUCAUAACUCGGACGAAUCCGUCAAGGAAUUUGUAUCACGCCGGCUGUCCCCCGAGGUAGCUGAGAAUCUGGUUUCCAGCGUGUUUCAUGGUAUUUAUGCUGGAAACAUUGAUCGACUCAGUGCUACGACUCUCCUAGGCGAGAUGCGAUACCGGGAAGCCAGGUCCGGCAGCGUACUACUGGAUCUAUUUUCGAACAGGAAAACCAAGAUGUGGCCCAGUGAUGACCUCAAGGCCAUGGUCGACAUACGGCAUUCGAAGCCGAUAUCCCACAGAGAUUUUUUAAAAACAAUCAUAAAUGAAAACAGUACCUUGACCUUCAAGGAUGGCGUUGGCCAACUAGCAGACGCUCUGGUCACUGAGUUGAAACGGUCACCUAAAGUGGAAGUUCUCACUCGCGCAAAUGUCACAAGCAUUCUCCAAGAUCCCUCCAGCUCAGACCUCACGGUCAAAGUCGGUAAUGGUAAAAAUCGCGUUCACAACCGUCUCAUUGCCACCAAUCCACCGCAUGAUCUUGCGAGACAACUCCAGGGCUCACUCGAUUACACGAAACAGCCCACUCUCACAAUAAAUGCCCUACGGCAACACAACUACGCAACCACUACCAUGGUUGUCAACCUAUAUUACCCAAAUCCGGAGCUGAUCCCUGUCCGAGGCUUCGGCUACCUGAUCCCUAGGUCGAUACCAUUCGCGCAGAAUCCAGAGCGAGCACUAGGUGUGAUCUUUGCGUCAGAAAGUAGCAUAGGACAAGAUACGGCACCCGGUACAAAACUCACAGUCAUGUUGGGUGGCCAUUACUGGGACGGGUAUGAAGAAUCGGACUACCCGGACCAUGAUACCGCGGUUUUGAUGGCUCAAUCGCUCUUAAAGAGACAUCUGGGUAUCACGGAGUCUCCCACAGUAGCCCGCACUCGAUUGCAGCGCGCUGCUAUACCUCAGCCCACUGUUGGUCAUCUUGAACGUAUGCACGAUAUUACAGACUCCAUAGAGUCCGAGCUUGACCACCGUGUCACCGUUGCUGGAGCUUGGUACUCAUGCCACGGUACCGGCGUAGUGGACAGUAUCCGCCAGGCUUAUCUUGCGACCUUUUCUGGUCUUCUGGUCGAGCAACCAGGACACCCUGAUUGGUUUAAAAGAGUCAUCGGGGGCGGUCUAAAAAUUCCUGACAGCCACUGGGCUGAGGGUAGACCUGAAGUGUUAUGGGAAUUUUGGGACAAGAAAGAUUAUCCUUAA
Molecule: messenger RNA, 3279 nt
Organism: Aspergillus mulundensis
Lineage: Eukaryota; Fungi; Ascomycota; Eurotiomycetes; Eurotiales; Aspergillaceae
Product: Protoporphyrinogen oxidase
Exons: 5
Coding region: 1-3279 (1092 amino acids)
Biological process (GO): heme biosynthetic process
Cellular component (GO): mitochondrial inner membrane
Molecular function (GO): protoporphyrinogen oxidase activity, oxygen as acceptor
Source: RefSeq, a predicted model, not a curated record